AUGCCGGCCUGGAAGCGAGGGAUCAUCCAGCGGAGGAAGAUGAAGCAGGAGAGUUUGGGCGACAGGGAGAAGGAGAGGGACGCCUGUGUGCUUCAAGUGGACACCAGAUCUCUUUCUGAUGGUCUGAGCGACACCGAUAGCUCCAUAACCGUUAAUCUGGGAAGCGAACCGUCGCUCAGUCCAGACCCGGGACUGUGGCUGGAUGCAGAGCCCAAACUAGUGAGUCAGGUGUCUGUGGAAACCAUCGUCCCAGUCCAUGAAAAUCCAUUCAUCCGCACACAGAGUGCAUGGAGGAAGGACAGGGAUGGAGAAGUAGGGAGUCAAGAUGGGGAGUCAGGGAGAGGGCGAGAUAUAGAGGUGAAAAUAGAGAGAUUUAGGGAUCUGAGUGAAGGACGGGAAAAAGAGAGGAGCAGGGACAGGAGUGAAGGAAGAGAGAACAGCAGGGAGGGAUGUGAGAAAGACAAAAUCCAAUGGAAGGAGUUGGCUAAGGAUGCAGCCAGGGAGCAGGAAGUCCUCAAAGUGAGAUUAGACACUGAAGAAAAAGAUGCUCAUCCACCAUCUGGUCCGUUUCCACCCAAUGUUCCCUGUCUCCGAACCAUCCGAGCUGACAACAUCAUCAUCAUCGAGCAGGACAGGAAAAGCAGCGAUGAGAGAAGAGGAAGAUGGAGGCAGGUGGAGAGGGAGAGGCCCGAAGAGGAAAACCAGGGGAAGAGAGGGAUGAAGAUGGAUCUGAGGGAGAUACUGGCUGGAGGAGGAAGCGUCACUGAGAUCAGAGCCUCCGAAGUUCUUAUCAUAAAGCCCUCAGCAAGCCCUGAGGAGAAGACUACAGCAAGGAAGGGGAGAGAGGAUGGAGAGGGAAAAGGCAACAUAGAUGUCAGGAGGGACAGUUUGGGUAGGGAGCUGAGGACAGAUGUGUCCUGGCUGAGGGAGAAAGAGACAGUAAAGGAAAAAGAGAAACCGUGGGGUCAGGCAACAGUUAUCAAUAAAGACAACAGGAAGGACAGCUUGGAUGAUAAUGUGUUUGUGGAGAGAGGAGGGAGGGUCAGCCAGCUGCUGAGCAAAUUUGGAGAGCACCCCAAGCCUCCGUCUCGAUCCAAAAGCUCCGAUAAUUUCCUCCAGCUGGGGAGGAGAAAAUACUCAGAAGAUCAGGAUGACCAACAGUCAGAGGAGAGGAAGGCAGAUGUAAAGGAUUUGCUGUUUAAAGGCGUCCCGAAACGUUCAUUCAGCUUCUCUGAUCGAGUGAUCUGUGCUAAAGAGAAUGGAUUAGGUGCCGAAGGAUGUUAUGAAAGGAAAAUGCGUGAGAGGAUACAUUCAGACAGGAUUGGGGCACCGUGGGAAGACGUGACAGGUUUAGGGAAGGAAAACAAGAUCAAACUGGGGUGUGCACAACUUUUAGAUAAAGGCCACUUUGGAAAGCAUAGAGACGGACGUGUUAAAACUGAGAGCGAAGUUAGGAACAUUGAACCUGUUGACAAGAGGGCUGCUGACAAGGUAGUCGAUGCAGACGGAGACAAGGGGUUCACAGUGGCCUCAGUUAAAAACACGGAGGGAAUAUCAUUUGCUAGAAGAGUCCCGAUUAGGCAGGAUGGAAAAGCAAGAGCUGAAAGAGACGUAAAGCGACUGAUGGGUGAGAAAAGUUUGGAAAAGGAAGCAAGUGUAGAGAAAGAUUCAGAAGCAGGAGAACAAAUUGACGCGCAAGAUUGCGGCAAAACCGAUUUUCCCAGAGAGGAUGGAUUGGAAAUCCCACCUGAAACGAGUCACAGUGUCGCUGCAUCAGCAGAGCCGCUCAGUCCAAGUCACCACAGAUAUGAUUCAGCUUUCACAGAGUGUAGUCAGAGUCUACUCUGUGCAGCCACACAUAAAGAGUGGAGCGGUACAGGACCACGAGGACCUUACCUGACGCAUUCUGUUUUGUCCCAACACACGGAGGAUCUUAUCAGCAAAAUAGAAAAAAUAGGAGACACGACUGUAUACAGCAACGAGAGAGGAGAAAGGGCUUACAAGGCUGCUCAAGAAAUGACUAAAGAGAGCAAACAGGAGGUGCAACCAAGAGCAGAUGGUGGAUCAGAGGGUGUCAGUCAUGACAUAACCCCCAGAUCCCCAAAAAGGAUUGCGCCCAUCGGGAUGCCUCCGGGCCCCAUUGAGAUUCAGAUCCCCAGGACUGUGUUUUAUGUUGCAGAAGAAAUGGUGGAUAGAAAAAAGAGUGAGGGUCAAAGUGGUGAGGGACAAGACUGGGAAGGAGGUCGAGGAGUUGAGAGGAGGGAUAGCUGGAGGAUCGGGAAACCACUGAGUCGCAUCGAAUCGUUGCGAGAGAAAAUCCGGCAGAGAGAGCUAGAGAGGCUGCAACAGAGAGAAGCUCAGGACGGCGGUGAAGCUGCAGAGAUCAGUGAUGUUCAGGCAACUGAGGACAGGUACGAAAAGAAGGGACGUGAAACAGAGAAAGAGUGGGAAGCUGCUGCUCAUGUGGAGAGGAGCCAGGUCGAAGCAGACAGAGGACAGGAAGACGCAGCAGUGGUGGCUGACGUCUCACGGGAAGUCGGCGUGUUGAAAACCUGCCCUCAACUUCCUGCUUCUGUUCCGCACUCACAAGCUGUCAGAGCUGAGGAAGUGACAGGCAGCUACGCCACUGCUACCUCUGAAGCUACUUCUGAUAGCUUCCAGAUAUCUGACGAUGAAGACGACUCCCUGAAACAUGUAGAAGAGCAGCUGAGGUGCCACAGGGGCCGACACGAGAGCAGAGAAGGAAAUCGGGGUGAAGAAAAAGAAGAGGAGCUCUCCGAGGAGGAGGUAGAGGAGUAUACGUCGCCUCUGGAUAAAUCUCUCUCCCCUUCGCCGCCUCAUCCCAACUCUCUCGCAGCCAUGAGUCGGAUCUACAAUUUGGAAACUGUGGGUUCGAGGUCGGGCCUGUGUGUGAGGGAGAGGACGGUGGACAUCGCGUCAUCGGUGCACCUUGUUAAAGUAAAACCGCUUAUAUCAACCUCACAACAGAGGGACGGCAAAGGUGACGACAUUUGUGGGGUUCAGUCGAUACAGCGGCAGAUAGAGCAGUUUCAGUUGAAAGAGCAGGAAGCGUUGAAGGCUUCACCAAACACUCCUCUGAAGGACAGAGACACGAAGGGGCAGCAGAGCCCCAAACAAGUGUUCAAGCAGCAUGUAAAAGACGAUGUCAAGACCCAGAAGAAAGAUGAAGAAACAACAGGUCCGAACCCCAAAGUGUCUCUUCAACGCGCUUCUUCGCCAUCAUCUCAGAUCAAGCAAACUAUCACCAUCGCCCCGUCACUGCUCAGGAGCCAAUCUCCAGACAAUACUCUGAAACCUGUAGAUUGUACGCCAACCCCGGCCUCCUCCCCAAGCUCUCCAUCUCCUUCCCCCACCCCCAGUGUCUCUCCGUCACCCAACCCAUCACCCACGCUCUUCUCCAUCAGGAGUGCAUCUGGAGGCCAAGUGAAGAGAGGCGCCACCAUCACGAUCACACCGAAAAAGCCUGUCGGAGGAGGAACAACAGUUUCAGUGGGGCGACCCAUUGCAGCAGGAUCAACCUCUGUAAAGACCCCAGGGCAGCAGACGACCCCCACUGUGGUCGAACCGGUGAAGAAGAAGUACCCAACAGUGGAGGAAAUUGAGGUGAUUGGCGGAUACCAGAAUCUGGAGAAGUCCUGUCUGGUCAAGAAUAGAGGGAUCCCAAAAAGGGGGAAGGUGUGUUUCGAUGAGGACCAGCUGGAGCAGGUGUGCGAAUACCCAUCGGAGACCUUCCUGCUGACCUUCAGCCCCUUCCCCCACGGUGGGGCUCCCCUGGGGAGGAUGGAGAGGCUGCAAGGGGAGGAGGCUCAGGAGGAGGAAGGUGAGGUGGAGGCAGGACCAGUGGUGUUGAAGAGCACGAGGAGCACCGGGAUCACAACGGGGCCACGUCUCAGAGUGGAUGAGUCUUGCCCUCGGUAGAAGCCAGUCACCUUCGCCAAAAUUGCCCAUGUGAUGAGGUCACCAACAUUUUAUUGAACGAUAUUGUGAUUUUUAUUGUGUUUUAAUUAAUUUGAGUUUUGUUUGUAAUCCUCGUGGUGUCUUGUUUUAUCUAGCAUCAGGAUGAAUGAAAUGUACACUUCAGGUUUGGUUCAUGCAGUUCAUUAAAGGGACAUAACUGUGUUCACUGGGAGGAAAAUAUCACUUAGUUUAUUUUCAGGGAAAACGAGGGACAACUGUGAAUGUAUAAGUCUGGUGCAUGUGUUAAACAACCCUCAUGUUUGCACUGCAGGGCGAUGAAAGAUCACUUGUCUAUGCAAUAUAAUGAAACAGAUAAGAUUUAAUUUUUUAGUUAAUACAUUUUAAGAUAGUUUCUUCUGUAUUCUCGUCUUUCUAAAUUUAAAUCGGCAUUGCCUCAGCACAGAAAGAAGACUGUGAUGUUUAUAUCAUCUGGUUUCAUGUGCCUGCUGGAUUUGCCCAUACAGAUGAUAUAAACAUCAGUUAAUGAUAUUAUGUCUGAAGCCUUUCAGCCUCUCAGCGAGCGUUGUGGUGCAUGAGCGGGUUUUGGUGCAAUGUGUGAGGUGAUUUUUCUCAUUGGAGCCUUACUGUUCACAAAAACAACUCCGGUAACAGUUCAGCUAAUGGAUUUAAAUAAAGGUUUUAUUUUGUUUGAAUAGACAGUCAGCAGAAGUCCCCAAGAGGACAAAGAUUUUACAACAUAAAACAACUCGAUUAACAGAUUAACCUCAUCAUAUUGCAGUUGAUAUCUGACUUUUGGCUGUGCAAGAUUUAUUACGUUAUAUAUACAGAUUUUACCAUUUGUACAUGAAUAUUUUAAUUGGUGAAAGAAGAUGCAAACUCUGUGCAAAUAAUUUUUCUAUGACGGUUGAAGAAGCUGGCUUCAAGAGAAAAAAAAAAUCUAAUAAAUAUUUCUGAAAACAC
Messenger RNA from Stegastes partitus (bicolor damselfish), 4899 nucleotides. Lineage: Eukaryota; Metazoa; Chordata; Actinopteri; Pomacentridae. The record is from RefSeq and is a predicted model, not a curated record.